Molecule: messenger RNA, 2959 nt
Organism: Solenopsis invicta (red fire ant)
Lineage: Eukaryota; Metazoa; Arthropoda; Insecta; Hymenoptera; Formicidae
Gene: RIOK1
Product: serine/threonine-protein kinase RIO1
Exons: 6
Coding region: 317-1993 (558 amino acids)
Biological process (GO): maturation of SSU-rRNA
Cellular component (GO): cytosol; preribosome, small subunit precursor
Molecular function (GO): ATP binding; protein serine/threonine kinase activity
Source: RefSeq, a predicted model, not a curated record
CGUGCUUGAGGCUCAAUGUGAAGUACACCAAUCGCACUCCGUUCCGGUGUUGUGGUUAUAAUUUAUUCAUUGUACAAAACUGCGAUAAAUGCACUAAUCUCACAGGAUUGUAUGACUCAAAAAACUUUCUCCGGGGAAGGUUAGCUUACGGUUCACUAUACGCGAGAGCGAGACGGAAGAUAAUAUGGACAAGUGUAGAGUAUAAAUACCCUGCGAGACGUGUGACAACGUGUGAGCACGUGUUGUAACGUUGAGACAUUGUGCAAUUCACGAAGUAAUCGUUAUUGGAACGAAUUAUUGGAGGUGAUAUCUAGUCAUGGAAGGAUUCGAGGAAGGGCAAUUCAGCGACGCUGACGAGGACGAGCUGCUUUGUUGGCAGAAUAGAUUUAAAGCAAAGCCUGUAUUCAAUGUGGAUCCUAAAAAGCUACUUGAGAAACAAGUAGCUGAUCUGCACAUUACAGACGGUAAAGAGAACAAUGAUGACGACGAGGACGAUAAUUAUUGUAACAAUGAUUACGAUUUGGAUGAGGAAAAGAAUAUUGUGGUAAAGACGGAUUCACAGAAAUCCAACAGUCAGGCUGUAUCAACAAAGGUAACGAAUUAUCAACCUAAACACAAGCUGUUAUCCCGUUACGCCAAUAAAAUUAAUUUGGAGAAAUAUGCGGGUCCUUCAUUGCCAGGCCACGUGGCCAACGUGCUGAUCGAGAACGACAAACGGGUCGAUAAAGAUCGCAUAAGAAUGAAAGACAAGAAAGAUCAUGCGACGAUUGAGAACGUGUUGGAUUCGCGCAUCAAGAACAAAUUGCACAAGCUGUUCGAGAGAGGAGUGCUGGCGGAGAUAAACGGCUGCAUCUCGACUGGGAAAGAGGCCAAUGUCUAUUAUGCAAGGUCAAAGAACGAUGACGAGAUUGCUAUCAAGAUAUACCGAACGUCUAUCCUGACGUUCAAAAAUCGAGAGAAGUAUAUCAGGGGCGAGUACCGUUUCGACCACGUGCACUCCCUGCACAAUCCGCGCAAAAUGGUGAAGGUCUGGGCGGAGAAGGAAUUUUCGAAUUUGAAGCGCCUGGAGCAAGGUGGUGUCCGAGCGCCGCACCCGAUUUUAUAUGGUGGCCAUUUGUUGCUCAUGGAAUUUUUGGGAUUGGACGGCUGGGCGGCGCCCAAACUUAAAGACGCCGUACUUACGGAUUCAAAGUCGAGGACGUUGUACAGAGAGUGUAUCGAAAUUAUGUGGAAGAUGUACAACAAGUGCAGGCUCGUUCAUGCCGAUUUAAGCGAAUAUAACAUGCUCUAUCACGACGGGUCGAUCGUAGUCAUUGAUGUUUCGCAGGCAGUAGAUCGUGAUCAUUGUAACGCGAUGGAAUUCCUCAGGAAUGACUGUAGCAAUAUUACAGCAUUUUUCAAAAAGCACAACGUGGGAGUUAUGUCACUUCAAGCUUUGUUCGACUUCAUAACGGAUCCAACUGUAAAUGAAAAGAAUAUGGACGAGUAUCUGAAUAUGUGGAUGCAGGAGGAAAAUCAAGAGAAAGAUCCACAGCAACAAGUGGAGGAGGCGGUUUUUAAGCAAGCUUACAUUCCCCAAAGAUUGACUCAGGUGAUCAAUGUGGAACGCGAUAUAAAUCUCGCCAAGUCUGGAAAAGAUCUAAUUUACAAGACGCUGAUAGGUUUGAAAGCAGACUUGUCCAAGCCUGCGGAAACACCCGAGAUUCUCGCUAACAAACACAAGGCAGAGAGCAAAAGUAUAGAGGAGGGAAACGAUUCAUGUACCUCUUCCGAGGACAAUGAUUAUUCUGACAGCGAGAACGAAAGCGAAACGGGCAGCGAGGAUGAGAAUAAGAGCAAAUUCGUAAAUUCAGCUAGACCCAGAAACGAAAGUCCCGAAAGUCGAAAAGCGCGUAAGAAGGCAAUCAAAGAACAACAGGCGGAAAAGCGGAAAGUCAAGAUAAAAAAACACGUGAAGAAACGUAAAAUAAAAGUAUCAAAAGGAGGAAAAUAGAAAAUGAAUGAGAUUAUGUAAUAUUUAUAUUGAUAAAUAUUUCGACAUGUUCUUAAGAGGAUCCUAAAAUAAAUUACCGACAUUUUUUUUAUUAGAAAAUAUUUUUGAAUUUGUAAAUUCAAUUCAGUUCCAAAUUAUUUUACAUAAAGUACGCAUAAAAAUGAAGAAGGUAAAGGGGGAUUCUAUGUUAAUAACGAAAAAUUUUUUAAUUAAAUUAAUUUUUUAAUGUGUUACAUUGUUAUUGACAUGAAAUCACCCUUUUUAUUUUUAUUUUUGUGCGUACUUUAAUUGUUAAAAGAAUUUGAAGUUCUGUAGAGUCAAUUCAAAGAUAUUUUUUAAAUAAAGUAAGUUGAUAAUUUGCUUUUGAGGAUGGUUUAUAACAGCUGUCACCGUAAGAAUUUAUAAAAGAAUAAUCGACUAUGAUUGACCAAGUUCUUAUGGUAACGGCUAUUAUAAACCAAUUCUUAGGAUCCAUUUAAAUAAACAUAUUUAAGAAAAAAAAAGUACAAAAAAUAGGACGUAAUUAUUUAAGAAUUCUUGAAGUAUUUUGAAUUGUGUAAAAUACAUAUAUUACAUGCCUUUUUUGACAGUUAAAAUCAACUUUUUGGUUGAUAAUAGGCACGUUUAUUUAUUUAUUUUUUUUGCUGAACCGUUUGCGCUAAUUCAUCUUUUUCCCUUCACGUUGGAAGAGGAACAAUUAACUGAUGCAGCCAGUUCAGUUAAAAAGAACAAACUUGAUGUCUAAUAUUUUUUACUUUGUUCGAAAUAUAUUCUUUGCUGCGGACAAAAGAUGGCGCUACAAUCGCGAGGAGAAUAACGACCAUCAAUGUACCAUCUGACAUUCGAUUUAUCAGAGAUUUUCUCUCGAGAACGUGUUUAAUUUCAAAUCGAUUGUUCAAAUUAUCAAUUGUCGAACACUGUAAAUGACAUGAACGAUCUAUUAAAGAUAUCGAAAAUCACAGUUUC